This is a messenger RNA of Chrysochloris asiatica (Cape golden mole), 2217 nucleotides long. RefSeq names its product phosphatidylglycerophosphate synthase 1 (gene PGS1). The transcript is spliced from 11 exons. Gene Ontology annotation, molecular function: CDP-diacylglycerol-glycerol-3-phosphate 3-phosphatidyltransferase activity. The record is from RefSeq and is a predicted model, not a curated record. The coding region runs from base 1 to 2217 and encodes 738 amino acids. Gene Ontology annotation, cellular component: mitochondrion. Gene Ontology annotation, biological process: cardiolipin biosynthetic process. NCBI's taxonomy places the organism in Eukaryota, Metazoa, Chordata, Mammalia, Afrosoricida, Chrysochloridae.
AUGGAGGCAGCUCAGCCUACGUGGCAGCUGCCCGGCCUCGUCCAAUCGGCCCACUGCCAUGUUCUUUGCCGAGAGACACGAGUGCUACCCUCCAUUGCCACCCCACCCCGCAAAAUCGCUUCCACUCAGUCGGUCUCCAAACCUGUGUGGUCCGGCGUGGGUACCGUCAGGUGCUGUCUGUGCUGCCGGCCGCCGGAGGGUGAGCGUGGCCCCACCCCGCGAUUCGCGUCCGCUAGAGGGCGCUCGGAUCCCCGAAAGUGGAAUCCAGGUUCUGUGGAGGGCACCCUGCCAGUCGCAGGUGCUGGGGCUGACAAGGUGAAAAUUGGUUCCCCUGAGUUUGCCUACAAGGCCAUAACGUCCUCCUUGGCGCGACAACCACCUCACCACCCUACUCUACAGAGGAAACUGACACUCCGACACUCCGCACGCCCGCCCCCUGCACGCCACACCCCCAAACCCUGCCACUCGGUCUGGCUCCCGCGCACGCGCACGGCCGCGGUGUCCAUGUGCUCCGUUGUCAAUAAAGUUUGUGCAAGCCGGAAGCGGAAGCGGCGAGUCUCCAUGGCGGCGGCGGCGCCGGUGUUUUGGAGGCGGCUGCUGGGCCUUCUGCCGGGCCGCCCCGGGCUCGUCGCGCUCCUGGGCCGCCUGUCCGACCGUUUCGGCCGGAACCGGGACCGCCGGCGCAGGAGGACUCCAUGGCUGCUGCUGGCCCCCUUGCUGUCCCCUGCUGUUACCCAGGUUACCUCCCCGCCUUGCUGCCUGUGUCCAGAGGCCGUGCACAGGUUCCAGUGGAUCCGAAACUUGGUCCCUGAGUUUGGCGUCUCCAGCUCCCAUGUCAAGGUGCUUUCUUCCCCAGGAGAGUUCUUUGAGGUCAUGAAGGGCCAGAUAAAGAGUGCCAGGAGGCGAGUGGUAAUGGCGUCCCUCUACCUGGGGACGGGGCCUUUGGAACAGGAGCUGGUGGAUUGUCUGGAAAACACUCUGGAAGAGUCGCUGCAAGCCAAGCUUCCCUGCGACCUCAAGGUCUCCAUCCUCUUAGACUUCAUGCGGGGUUCCAGAGGCCGGAAGAACUCACGCACCAUGCUGCUUCCGCUGCUGCAGAGGUUCCCCGAGCAGGUGCGGGUCUCCCUCUUCCACACGCCAAACCUGCGCGGGCUUCUCCGGCUCCUGAUCCCUGAGCGCUUCAAUGAGACCAUCGGCCUGCAGCAUAUCAAAGUGUACCUCUUCGACAACAAUGUGAUCCUGAGCGGCGCAAACCUGAGUGACUCCUACUUCACCAACCGCCAGGACCGCUACGUCUUCCUGCAGGACUGCCCGGAGGUCGCCGACUUCUUCACCGAGCUGGUGGACGCUGUGGCCGACGUGUCCCUGCAGCUACAGGGUGACAACACAGUGCAGGUGGUGGAGGGCAUGGUGCACCCCUACAAAGGUGACCGGGCUGCGUACUGUGAGGCUGCCCACAGGAGGGUCAUGGGCGUGAUCCGCUCAGCGCAGAGCCGACAGCACCUUCUGCAUGUGCAGACCUUCCACAGUGACCCCCUCCUGACCCACGAGGAUGCUGCCGCCGCCGGUGACCGGAAGCCAGCCCCUGACACCUGGAUCUACCCGCUGAUCCAGAUGAAGCCCUUUGAGAUCCAGAUCGAUGAGAUUGUCACUGAGACCCUGCUGACCGAGGCCGAGCGUGGUGCCAGGGUCUACCUCACCACCGGCUAUUUCAACCUGACUCAGGCCUACAUGGACUUGGUUCUGGGCACGCGGGCCGAGUACCACAUCCUGCUGGCCUCUCCAGAGGUGAAUGGCUUCUUCGGGGCCAAGGGCGUGGCUGGCGCCAUCCCGGCAGCCUACGUCCACAUCGAGCGGCAGUUCUACAGCGAGGUGUGCAGCCUGGGGCAGCAGGAGCGUGUCCGGCUUCAGGAGUACUGGCGGAGGGACUGGACAUUCCAUGCCAAAGGCCUCUGGCUCUACCUGGCGGGGAGCAGCCUGCCCUGCCUCACGCUGAUUGGCUCUCCUAAUUUUGGGUACAGGUCGGUCCACCGCGACCUGGAGGCCCAGAUCGCCAUCGUGACGGAGAACCGAGCUCUGCAGCAGCAGCUCCACCAGGAGCAAGAAGGGCUCUACCUGAGCUCAGGUGUGGUGUCCUCGGCCACUUUUGAGCAGCCCAGCCGGCAGGUGAAGUUGUGGGUGAAGCUGCUGACGCCCCUGAUCAAGAACUUCUUCUGA